CUCGACAUCUCUCCGCUCAGACUCCGCGCUGCCCCCUCCGGGUUCUUCACCAGCCUGCUCCUCCCCCUCUCGCCUUCGGUUCUCUCUCUCUCUCUCUCUCUCUCUCUCUCUGUCUCUCUCCACAGUAUCUCCCGGUGUCUCCAGGUGCGCACCGGGCGUCUCUCCUCGCUGCUCUUUGCGCACGGACGCUUCAGACUCCCGAGCGUCCUCCUCUUUCUCUCUCCUGGUUCACUGAUUUGUUUCGGACUGAAGAACAAUACGACCGUGGCUCAUGGGGAUUUAGUGCCGUGACACGCUUUCAGGACCCGGUGUCUGAACGAAGGCAUGUUUUCCGUACAUGGGAGUCCGGGGGUGUGAAGCUCCUGAUCAGCAUCAAUCACGAGGGCGACACGAGUGACUGUCAGCUGUGCGCGAAGCGGGAGGCUACAGGGACCGUCACGGCUGCAUCCUGGACUCUCUGCAUUUAUGGUUACAUGAAUGUCAGCGCUGCAGGCCAGAUGCCGGUGAUGGAGGAGCUUGUCAGUGAGAGUUUCCACAGCGACAGCAUGCCAAAGCGGAUGGCUCUGAUCUGCUUCCUGUCUCUGGUCAUGUUGAUGAGCAUCCUGGGAAACCUGCUGGUCAUGGUGGCCGUUUGCAAGGACAGACAACUCAGGAAAAUCAAGACCAACUACUUCAUUGUGUCUCUGGCCUUUGCCGACUUGCUGGUGUCAGUGCUAGUGAUGCCAUUUGGUGCCAUCGAGCUGGUCCACCCGCACUGGAUCUACGGAGAGACCUUCUGUCUGGUCCGGACCUCGCUGGAUGUCCUUCUGACCACAGCGUCCAUACUGCACCUGUGCUGCAUUGCCCUAGACAGGUACUACGCCAUCUGCUGCCAGCCUCUGGUCUACCGCAACAAAAUGACGCCCAUGCGAGUGGCCCUGAUGAUCGGCGGCUGCUGGGUUAUUCCCACCUUCAUCUCUUUCCUGCCCAUCAUGCAGGGCUGGAACAGCAUCGGCAUCGACCACCUGAUUGAGCAGAGGCGUCAUAAUGAAGGCAGUAACUCCACAUCCUGCGUAUUCAUGGUCAACAAACCAUACGCCCUCACCUGCUCCGUGGUGGCCUUCUACAUCCCUCUGGUUCUCAUGGUUCUGGCCUACCAGAGGAUCUACAUCACAGCCCGUGCACACGCCCUGCAGAUCAGCAUGCUGCAGAGGGCAGGAGGAGCCAGCGUUGGUACGACUUCAGACUCUGCUGAACAUCAACGCAACCACCGAAUGCGAACAGAGACUAAAGCAGCAAAGACUCUGUGCAUCAUCAUGGGCUGUUUCUGCCUGUGCUGGGCACCGUUCUUUAUCACCAAUGUAGUGGAUCCCUUUAUAGACUACACAGUACCAGGCAUGCUUUGGGCAGCCUGCCUGUGGCUCGGCUACAUCAACUCCAUGCUGAACCCUAUCUUGUACGCCUUCCUCAACAAGUCCUUCCGACGUGCCUUCCUCAUCAUCCUGUGCUGUGGGAGGAAGAGGUACCGCAGGCCGUCCAUCCUGGGCUCCGGUGCUGCCUGCACAGCCACGCAGAUCAAUGGCUCCACCCAUGUACUCAAGUAUUCUGCUCUUCACAACGGGAAUCACAUGGAGCAGGAGAAGAAGUCUCUGCAUGCCAACAUAGAGUCCCACGAGUCCUGCUUGUGACCAACAACGACUCCUCAGUCACAUCUUAACAACCUCAACUUUCACACUGUUGCCACAGAGCUGACGAGGAGCCGCCACACAACCAGAGCCGAAAUCCAGCGGAGACACUAGAGAUUCAACAGAGCUCCAGAAACCAGAUCCCUGAUAGGACUUCAGGAGCCCAGCCGAGGAUGCUUAUGGUUUUAAAGAUCAACUGAAACGCAUUCUGUGGUCUUAAGAGGUGGCAGGAAUCAAAUGGACUAGAUCCAAACUGGUCCACUGUUUUUCAGACACUGGUUCUCCUGUCUGAGACUGAGCUGCCCACAGUUCCCAACAUGUGACCGUGGUCCCAUCCCUACCGGCUGAUGGCUAUCUGUGAAGUUCAGCUUGUUUUGUGGAGAACCAGCAGCUUUGCUGAAAUGUGUAGGAAGAUUUGACAGCAUGAGAUGUGAUUAAUGACUGGGAGUCAUAGAAGUGAAUUAUGUGGCCAAAGCUAUUUGCUAUUACACAAAGAAAACCUAUUUCUGAUUAUAUAUGAUGUUGUUUUCCAGAUCAGAAAGACUGACCAUAGGUUCUAGAAGGUUGUUUCCUGUAAAAGUAAAGUGUUGUGUGAAUGUCCACGAAAACAGGCAGAGCUGAGAACAAUGUCUUUUGGUGAACAUCAUGUGUCUUAUUGGACACAAAGACCCUGGGUGUCUCUCCCAGGGUUGAAACUGUACAGCUCUGUUAAAUCCUCACUAAGCCAAAAGAAAAAUGUGGUUUUAAGACUGCAUUAAAACCUAAACUGUUGAAGUGCAUUACUGUAGAGGCUGCUCACAUUCACUUCACGAGGCUCGUCUGAAUCAUCGUCUCUGACACAAUGAGACUUUCGAGGACCACAGCGCCUAUAAGUUCCUUAUGAAUGAUUCAUUUUGAUCGUGUUUGAGGGAUAUGUGCAUGGAGGUGGUGUUUGUGUGUGUGUUUAUGACUACAUUUGCAGGUUCCUGCAGUCUGUGUGCACGUUUCCAUGGUGACGCAUGAAAACAUGCGUCACCAUGGAAACAGGGCUGUGUGUCCUUUUUGUGUUACACAUAUGUCCUCAGGUGUGAAGCCUCUGCUCCAUCCCAACACAACAUUUGUUCCCUCUGUCUACACUUGGCUCAGUGGCCGUGUUAAAGAAUGUAAUGCAAGUUCACUGUUCACCUGGACCCACACUGCACCAAACAGCAGAAGCAGAGUUAACAACAAGCUGGUUGUUGAACAUCUAGAGGCUGAUCAUUUUCUCAGGAGUUGGUGGUGACCAAACCAGAGCUAAAGGCAGAAUGAGUAUUGGACCUGUAUUCACCAGGGGGAGAAAAAUAUGACUUCACUGUGAUAUGUCAAGUAUGCCUUGGGUUACCAUAUAUGGACAAAACUACUGGUACACCUGACCAUCACACCAACAGGGACUUUAAUGACGUCUCAUUGUAAACACACAGACAGCUUUGCAGCUCUAACAGCUUCCACUCUUCUGUGAAGGCUU
Molecule: messenger RNA, 3147 nt
Organism: Scatophagus argus
Lineage: Eukaryota; Metazoa; Chordata; Actinopteri; Scatophagidae
Gene: htr4
Product: 5-hydroxytryptamine receptor 4
Exons: 8
Coding region: 474-1667 (397 amino acids)
Biological process (GO): regulation of appetite; chemical synaptic transmission; adenylate cyclase-activating adrenergic receptor signaling pathway
Cellular component (GO): plasma membrane
Molecular function (GO): G protein-coupled serotonin receptor activity
Source: RefSeq, a predicted model, not a curated record